Molecule: messenger RNA, 1212 nt
Organism: Cotesia congregata
Lineage: Eukaryota; Metazoa; Arthropoda; Insecta; Hymenoptera; Braconidae
Source: the annotation of a GenBank genome assembly
CUCAUAUUUCGAAAAGUCGCGGAUGUACGUCGUGAAAAAGAGCUUGCAGAGAGGAGGAAAAAUGAGCCUCAAUUGGAUCAGACACAGGAUCACCUCGUGCGAAAAAUAUUCUCGAGAUUCCGAAGAGAGCGACACGCGGCGGAUGUCGAAAAGGGCGACAGCAAGGACAGCAAGGACACCGAGAGUUCUCAUACCAAAAAACCAUCCUCCGGAGAAGAGUCUUCAGCUCCGCGUCUUCGUGCGAGCAAAUGGGGUCGUCUUCUCGGAAGUUCGAGUUUGGAUUCCGGAAGCGAAGGUGGUACCGGUACCGACACAUUCAAAAGAACAUUAAGUGCUCGUGAUUCAAGACCAAGCUCUAGUGCUGGAACAAAUAAAGUAUUUCCAAAAUUAGGUAAAUUGAGUGGUACGAUUGAGGAAGUUGCUGACGCAGAGACAACAAAAGACCCUCCGCAAACAACGACAUUGACGGUAGAAUCAAAGCAAUUGUCACUUCGACGUCUUGAGAGUUACGACGGUGGUCUUAUAACAUCACAACCUGGGCAAGAUCGAGAAAUACUGGCAGCGGUACUCGAAGUUAAAGUUGAUCUUAAACUUGAGGUACAGCGAGUAAAUCAACGGUUAGCCAAGUUAGAAGACUUGUUACAAACUGUAAUGAGUAGACUCCCACCUCCUAGUUCUCAAAGUAGUGCUGCUGGUAGUUCCCAAGGUGGAAAUGACGCGGGUACGCAAACACCCUCUAUUUUACCAGAUAAAUCAUUGCCACCUUUGGACCCUAUUCGUGAAUUUGGUGAAAGACUUCAAGUCAAAGAACUACCCACCCAUCAUCACCAUCACCAUCACCACCAUCAUCAGCAGCAGCAGCAAUCAUCCGACAGUAGAUCCAAAGAAUCGUGCACAGAAAGACUGACUGGGGGUUCUGCUGACUACAAAUUAUCGUCAAGAGAGGUAAACAAAGAAUUAUUGGAGCGUCUCACCCAGGCAUCGACGUCACGAGAUGAUUCUUCAGCUCUUGGACCACUAAUUCUCCGUAAACGGCGUAGUAAAUCCCGCAAUAAAGGUGUCGCUCCUCUUGCGCCACUUGCUACGCAACCAAUUAGCCCGACUGAUGUGUCGGAAACAACGCAGAUGCUUGAUGCCGACGAGCGCGAAUCAGCAAGUGCGGAUAAAAGUGAACGUAAAAGACCACCGCCAAGACCUAGAGAAUAUUUGUGA